AUGUUACCCUUAUUUAAAAUAAACGCAUGGAAUAAGAAUAUUAGGUUACAUUGUAUUCAAAUAAAUAUGCCGGAAGAACCUAUAACUUGCACAGAUGUGCAAAGUGCACUUGAAAAUUUGGAAAAAUAUGAUCCGAACUACCCUGUUAUUAGAGUUCGACAUUAUAAAACAAUACAAAGUGCUUUAGAAAGGGAUGAAAAUCUUAAUAGAGAGGAUCUGAAACGGCUACUUGCCGUAUGCGUCCAUGACAUCCCGAAUAUGAAGUACACAGCCACAGUUAUUAACAUAAUUCCAGCGAUUUUGUCCAAAGUCAAGGAAGGCAGUUAUGAUCCUCCACCUGACUUAGUACCAUCUGCAGCAGCGUUGAUAAAUCUCUUGAAGACGAUAGCUUUAUUAGGUAAGGUAGAAUCAUUAAUGGCUCUGUGCCUUGAUACACUGUCAACUUAUCCAGAAGACACACUAAUGAUAUUGACGGAACAACACUAUGAAGAUGUAAUAGAAACUUUAAAUGUAUGCUGUCAUACUAGGAUACCAACCCAUAUUAAACUGCAGGUGUGCAAUCUUUUACACAAAUUAUUAAAAAUACUGCCUCGAGAAAAGAAAAAAGAGUUUGUUGAAUGUGGAGUAUCAGUGUGGUUUUCAAAGAUCAUACCGACUGUGAUGGCUCAUAUGACAGUUUCAGGCUCAGAAACGAAUAUAGAAAUUCUUGAAUUAUUGGCUGAUGAUCUUGUACAUGUCGACUAUGCUUACAAUUCACCAUGGUACAACAUAUUAGAAUGUAUUUGUAACACAAAACAAUACCCAGCUACAAUGAAAAAUCUUUUACACGCAGGCAGUGAUGCUUGGUACAGACUGUGGAUAGUAUUCAUAAGACUACUCAAACAUCAAAUAACACAAUCUUUGAGCAGUGUUGGUACUCCUAUAAAUUCUAUGUUGCCUGUAGUGGAGGCAGCAUUUAAAUUAGAUAUAGGAAACAGAUGUAAAGCAUUUGAGUGCUGGAAUGUACUCAUUGACAGUUUUUCUACUGAAACAAAUGAAAGUAAUAUAAAUAAAAGAAUAAAACUACUGAUCAUUCCUCUCAAAUCAAACAAUGCUAAACAUGAAGAAACAUCUCUAGCAAAGUUCAAAUGUUGGUGGCAUUUAAUAAGAAAAUUCCAGCAUAAAAUGGAUAAGUUUCUUGACAUGGUAUUGGUUUCUUUCUUACAUUUUUGCUUUGGAAGACACAAUGCUGUGGACAAAUCUGUAUUAGUACCUGGACAACUAUGUGCAAAUAUGAAAAAGCAUUGUAAUGAGGCCCUCGUAGAUAUGGUGGGACAUGUCAAUUGUGAUGGUUGUAUAGAAUUACCCAAAUUGAAGGGUAAAAUAAUUAAUACAAAACAUUUAGUGGAUAACUGGAAUCACUGGAUUUAUUCACUGACAUCAGUCAUCAUGAGGACAGCUAAAAAUGACUGCGGCUUGACUAAACAGCAAAUGACAUGCUUGUGGAAAUCAUUUCUUAUGACGAUUGGUGAACUACCAGAAAACAAUAUAAGAAAAGAUUUAUUUGCUGAGAUAUUAUCUAUUGUAGCUCACCUUGUGCAGGAAUGUAAAUCAAACAACCAGUUUUUGGAAGUUACUUUUAAUAUUCUCAUCUUAUCAUUAUUUGAUGAAGAUAAAAAAAUCAAAGAGCUUUUGAAGUCAAAUAAUAGUCCAAAUGAUCCAAUUAUCAGAAUUAUUAAGAUUAUCCUGGAUUCUUCCUUGCACGGAUUCUAUAACAGCCUAGACCCAAAGGAAUUGGUUACAAAGUUUAAACUAUUCACAAAUUUGAUGUUGGAUGAAGCAGUGUGCACACCAAAAAGUAUUGUAGAUGGGCUUAUAAGUGACUUGCCUCCCAAUGAAUAUGCAUUAAUGUUAUGGACAGCAUUAGCUGAAUCAAUACAUGAAUCGAAAUAUGACAGUUGUCUACUGAAUACAUGUGAUAUGAUGUUGUGGCCACUAAAGUCAAUCAAUGUGUUUACCAAAGUUCAAAUACCAGCAAUGACUUGGUACACAACAUUUGAUUUGAUUUAUCCAAAACUCAAUAAGACUGAAUUUGACAAGGAGAUCUCAGAAAUUUUGUUUUCAGAUGUUGAUGUUUCUAAGCUACCUAUUUCAACUGUUUACUUCAAGCUGUGCAUAUUAUUAGCCAUAUUGAAGCACAAAUUUACUGAAAAUAAUUGUUUCUCAUGUGAAGAAGAAAUAAAUUUGUUACUCAAUCUUACAAAAAGUAUUAAUAGCUAUGAGUUUUUUGAAUCACUUAUGCCAAUGCUGGUUGAUAGAAUUGUAGCUACACUAAGUAUUGUAACAUCAAAUGUAAAUGAGACAGUCACUGCCCUUAUUUUAGUUUGUGUUAAAAAUGUACUUCAUGUAUUAACUCAGGCAUGUAAACAGCAAUCAGAAUCAAAGCCAGUGGUUGCCCACAUCAUGCUUUUAGUUGCAAGUCUAUUAAAACCUUUGGAAACAUUAUUUACUGUGGAGUCAUAUUCGAAACUUAUACCAGCUAUGACAUACCACCUAUUAAGGUGUUCGUCUCUACUGUCUGAACACUCCUCGACACGUAUAAUAACUCUUUCUGUGAUGAAAACAAUAUUAACUAGAACUAAAUCUACAGAUAUAAAUUACGCUAAAAUAAAUAAUGUAAUUAGCGAUAUUGAAAAAAUCAAGGUUCAAGUGAUGGCAAUAAACGAUUUGACUUCUGAAACUAACACAUUCCCUACUCCACAAACAAAAGAAGUUCCAAAACGGACUAAGAAAAACGAGACGAAUAUUGUAGAUACUGUCGUUGAAAAUGGGGAGGAGUACGUUGUUGUAAAAUCAAAUUGGAAAUUUAAUCCAAGAAAAUUGACAGAAAACCAGAAAGAAAAACUACAAAGGAAACGUGAAGACAUACCUGCUCUAUAUCAAGAUUUGUCACAGUCACACGAUGAAUUUAAAUUUAUGUCUUGGAAGAGUGAUCCACAAGACACUAAUUCAAGUAGCAAAUCGGAGAGCAAAUCUUGUAAAGCAGAUGAUAAUGAAAAAGCUCUAGAAAUUCUGAAAAAUUUACCAAGUACUAAUGUAGUUCCAAAGAUUUUGGAAACAAUACUUUCAGAAAAUGAGAAACAGAGCAGUAAUGCAAAUGAAUUGUCGCUAGAUAAUUUAAGGAAGGUAGAUAUUUCUACUCCCACAAAUAAAUGUUCUAAAUCACCCCGUAUGGCUUUGAAAGACCGUGUCUUUCGCAAUGUAAGAAAUUUGAUAGAGGGUUCCGGUGUACAGAAAGAAAAUAAGGAAGCAACUGAAGAAAAAAGUAAAACCGAGGUUGUGAAUAAAACACCAACAUCUGUUAAAAGUUUAAUAUCUAAUUGUAUAAAUUCGGCACCUCCCUUGCUAGCCGCUGACAGACCUGCGCGCGUAAAAAGAAAACCUAAAAAAUUUGAGGACUUAGAAUUAUUGAUCUCCAAAAAAAGCCGCAUGUCCCUACCAGACGUACAAUCAAGCCAAACACAUCAAUCUGAUAAUAGUGUCAAUUCAGUAAAAAGUAACCAAAAUGAAAAUGUGAUACAUACCUCGGACAAUAAUGAGAUAAAUAGUUCCAAUAACAUGCCAGAAUGUAAUGACAAAGUUGCCGAUAUAGAAAUUGGUUUUAAUGAACAAAAUACGACGGAAAUCGGUUUUAAAGAUAGUGAAAAAGUAAAGGAAAAUAUUAAUGCAAGUAAAAGUCGAGAAAUAGAUGCGAACGUAUCUGCUGCUGUUACAGAUGAAGAUGUUAUGGAUAUUUCACUUCAAAACACAUUGGAUGACGUCGGAGAAAUGUCGAUAUCUAAAUUGUCCAAAGAUGGUAACCAAAUUAUUGCAAAAGAUGACAGCGUCGGGGAAAUUUCGAUACCUAAAUUGUCCAAAGAUGGACACCAAAUGAUUGCAACAGAUGACAAGGAAAUAUCAACCUAUAAUAUAACAGUGGCUGAGACGAGAGUGGCAACUCCCACCACAUUGAAAGCUGACAAAGAUUUAUCAACUCAUUUUAAUAGUAAUUUAUUGACAUACGUAGAUGUAGCCAAUGCUACUGAUGUUAAAGAAGUAUCAAACUCGGCAACAUCUAAAGUAUUGACGCCGAAAGUUAUCAAAACUGGUAAAACAGUAAUAAAUUCUGAUAUAACCAACGAAAUUAAAGAAGUGUCAUCUACAAUAUCUAAAGAUGCAGUGAUAACACAGGGUAUCGGAACGCCUAAAAUAUCAAAGGAUGAUAAAAAGGUAUCAGAUAAUGACAUUAAAGACAAAUCACCUAAGGAAAUAAAGAAUGCUGAAAAAGAACUAAGGGCUCCUCAACAACCUAAAGAUUUUAAACAAAUAUCAACACCAAAAUCAACUAAAGAGAUUAAAGAAAAACCAAUCACUGAUGUCUUUAAAGAAGUUAAAGUGUUGUUGACACCACAACAGUCUAAAGAAAUCAAAGAAAUGUCGACCCCUAAACAAUCACCUAAAAACGAUGAACAAAAAUCAGCAGCUAAGAAAAGUACUGUCAAAAAGUCUAGAAUUGAGAAAGAGUUGGCCAUCGAUACGGUUGAAGGUCAUCCUUUUCUAAAAAUUCAAUCUGACAAAAGAUUGACUCGGAAAGCUUUGGAAUCUGCGAACUCUGGCCGAAGGAAAAGUUUAGUGGAUAAGUUAAACAAAUCAAAAUCUGGAGGUAGUGUAAGUAGCUUAAAAAGUGAGAAGAAAACGAAAGGUAAAGAAACUGAAAAUACCUCUUCUUCUUCUUGCUCCACUGUUGUAGUAGAUGAAAGUCAAGAAAGAGAUUCUGAACAGAGUGGACAAACAUCAUCUACUGAUGAGCUUCCUAGUUCUGAUGAUUUCAUAGAGAGUUCACAGGAUUCCACGAUAACUACUAUAUCAGUUAAAUCUACAAGGAAGACGCCGAAAAAAAUACCAGUCGUUUGUGUAGAAAAACUGAGUAAUUCAUUGGACAAGGGUGUAGUUGCAAAUAAUUCCCAAAGCAUAUUAGAUCGUGUUAUAGGUGAUGUAAACAAAUCUUUAGGCAAUCAUGAAUCCAAAGAUGAUACAGUAUUGCCUGUAAACAAAACUGCUCUGGAGGACAAAAGUCGAGAAGACUUAACUGAAAAUAUGGAUACAGAGUCCCUAGAACAAAGAGAUGUUUCGGAUGACGUUAUAUUAAUCAACAACCGUCGACCAGUUUUGACCGUUGCUAUCGAGGACACUAUCAUAUCUACCGAAUCUCAAGAAGUAGCUGAAGCUGAUACUCAACCAACAGAUCCCAAAGAAAUUAUGGAUAUUGAUGACAAUCUUCCCUGUAAAAAAUCGCUUGUAAAUGUUGCCAACAACCAUAUACCUGAAACAUAUAGUGAGGGAAAUUAUUCCCAAGGUACUGAUAAAGAUCAAUUUAUAGUCGAAGAAGCAGUGGAUACCCAACAUAAUACUGCUGAUAAUACUACUAUAACAUUAUCUGAUUCUGCCUUUAUAGAUAAAGAGCAGGCAAGUGGCGCAUCGUCUCCUUUUAAAGAUGAGAUUCAAAGACAACAAGAUUUUUUAAAUAGCACCAUUGAAAUUUCUCCUAUCAAAACAAUGAGCCCUGAUCGCAACAAAAAGUCACCUUCACCCGAGACUAGUAGUGACUAUGUAGUUAUAAAAUUGACGUCACCUGUACAUUGCAAUGGGGAGCCCUUUGAAAAAGGGAGCUCCCCUGAAGUUUUCACCGAAGAUAAAGCAUCACUUGAUAAAAGAGAUCAAUCACCUCCCAGAGAAGAAAUAAGCGUGACAAAUACUAGCCCUAGCUCGUCAUUAUCGCUGAAGAAAAAUAGACCUCAAGUUCGUUCAGGGGGUAGAGCAGCACAAAUGUUGGGUUUAUGUGUACCUGAAAAAGUUCAAGCUAUUGUAAAUCCAGAAAGAAAUGAAUCUGAAGAAGUUAAGAAAAGUUCAACAAAUACGCCUGCAAGAAGGAAUUUGAGAAUUUUAUACAACUCUGUUGGAGAAAAUACAGAAAGUAGUAGUAGUAAUGGUACAAGUGACAAUGAUGACAGUGAACAUUUUUUAAAGUUUAAAAGAUCGCUUCCUGGGGUUGAUUGCAGUCCGUCAGGACCAAUAUUAAAGAGGAAACUUGUAGAGAUCACUGACGAUGCAACUGUAUCACCAGCCAGCAAAAGGAAGAGAGUAAGUUUCCAUGAUCCGCCUGUGUCUACGACAAUUUCUGUGCAGAAAUAUAUAGAACCAGGGGCCAUACGCUCCCCACAGAAUUCAGCUCAUAAACGUCUUGAGAGGCAGUUGCGUCAGCACAUACCUCAAAGAUCUCCGAAGCGAUUAGAUAAUGUGUUUAAACUAGACACUGUGCUCACUAAAACUGUUCAAAGUUUCAUAGAAAAUGAAGUUAUCACUAUUCCAGAUGACUCUCAGGCCUUUUCCUUAGACGAAACGCCCGUAGCGGAAGUUGUAAGAACCAGUGAAUUAAAUAAUACAGAUCCCAUUUGCCCUGCUUUAAUGGACUGUAAAGAUCCUAUAGAAAACGUCGCUAGUGAAUUGUCUUCACCGACUAUGAAGUCUUUACUCAUUAAAGAACUAGAAGGGACAAUAGAAACCAUAGGAGAUUUGGCAAAGCUGACAGAACUUGAAGUAAACAGAUUAUGUAUAAAGGCUCCUAAAGUGACAGUGGCUAAAAAAGUUUUAACGGAUUAUGCCUCUAAACUAAAUAAGAUUUUAACAAUAGAGGAGGCUGAAUUUGCUCAGUCAAUGAAUGAAUUGCACAUGAAAUCUUCCAAUAUUGAAGUACAGACAGAUAAGUUUGAGUCUUCAGAUACAGAAAUGCAGACAGAUGAAAUACCAAUGAGAGCGUUUUCUGCACAAACAGAAGCAGUGUCAAUUACGCAUACUAGUGUACAAACUUGUGAAUCCGGCAGCAAAACAACUGCAGAUAUUGUAAAAUCAUGUUUAUCAGAGAAAUCAGAUUUUGUGGCACAACUUGGCGAAAAUUUAGAAGAGUCUGCAAUAAAAGAGCUAAGUCAAAAAUUACUGUUAAGUACGGUAACUGAUUUGUUAAUGAAGAAGAUUACGCCUUCUGACACGAGAGUUGUUCUAGAUAGAUUACUGGAAUAUGAAAGUAGUUUGAGUAAUGAUAACAGUAAACGAUUGUCGUUUAUUAGAGAUUAUUUGUGUGACAAGUUUGACACAAAGGACUUACUUUUAUUAUGUAGUCAGAUAUUGAAAAUAGUUUAUGAUAAGCCUGCUUAA
This is a messenger RNA of Arctia plantaginis, 7230 nucleotides long. The record is from the annotation of a GenBank genome assembly. Lineage: Eukaryota; Metazoa; Arthropoda; Insecta; Lepidoptera; Erebidae.